Molecule: messenger RNA, 1698 nt
Organism: Zygosaccharomyces rouxii
Lineage: Eukaryota; Fungi; Ascomycota; Saccharomycetes; Saccharomycetales; Saccharomycetaceae
Gene: ALG12
Product: dolichyl-P-Man:Man(7)GlcNAc(2)-PP-dolichol alpha-1,6-mannosyltransferase
Exons: 1
Coding region: 1-1698 (565 amino acids)
Biological process (GO): protein N-linked glycosylation
Cellular component (GO): endoplasmic reticulum membrane
Molecular function (GO): alpha-1,6-mannosyltransferase activity
Source: RefSeq, a predicted model, not a curated record
AUGGGUUGGUCUUAUUUGGAUUAUGGUGUAAUUUUAUUAAUCUCCAUUUAUUUAAGGAAAGCUCCAUUUACUAAAGUGGAGGAGAGUUUUAGCAUUCAAGCUGUUCAUGAUAUCUUAAACUAUGGUAUUCUUGAUAUCUCACGUUAUGAUCAUUUACAGUUCCCUGGUGUGGUUCCUAGAUCAUUUAUUGGCCCAUUGAUUAUUGCAGCACUGACCAAACCAUUUACUUAUGCUUCAUCUAUCUUCUCGGCCAAUUCCCCUACUCAAUUUGAAUGGCAGUUGUUAACUAGAGCUAUUAUUGGAUUGACCAAUUGGCUUGGAUUGAUGUACUUGAAGAACUGUGGUGAGCAUGCUCUUGAAACACAGAGAUUGGAAGAGCAAGAAGAAGAUAAAAAGAAUAAAGAAGAAGGUAGACCUGUGGCCAUUAGACGUCCUGAUGUCAAUUUAAUCAGUAUGGGAUCAUGGUUUACUGUUAACGUUCUGUCUCAAUUCCAUUUGAUCUUCUACAGUUCAAGACCAUUGCCCAAUUUCGUUUUGACUUUACCCUUGACCAAUGUAGCCCUUGGUUGGGUUCUAUUGGGUAACUAUAAGCAAUCUGUUUUCCUGUUAGCCUUCACUGCCAUCAUUUUUAGACUGGAAGUCGCAGCUCUAUGUGCAGGUGUAGCACUUCUGUCAAUUUUCUACAAGAAAUUAAAUUGGUUCAAUGCAAUUAAGUUUGGUCUAAUGGGAGGUAUUAUCGGUAUGGGUUUGACUUUGACCGUCGAUUCUUACUUCUGGAGAGAUUGGUGUAUUCCUGAAGUUGAUGCAUUUAUCUUCAAUGUGAUCAGAGGUAAAUCCGCUGAGUGGGGAAUUGAAUCUCCUGCAGGUUACUUCACGCAUUACUUAAGAACAAUGUUUGUUCCACCAACAAUUUUACUAAUGGGUGUCAUUGGAUUUAGGAAUGCACCUAAAAAUAUACGUAUAGUAUCCUUGGCAGCAUUUUUCCAUAUUUUCGUUUUAUCAUUUCAGCCUCAUAAGGAGUGGAGAUUCAUCAUUUAUUCCAUCCCACCAAUCAUUUUACUCGGCAGUACUGCAGCCGCUUACAUUUGGGAAAAUUUAACAGUUAAAAAGGCUUUCCAUGCCCUAAUUAUUGCUGUCGUUGGUAUUUCACCGCUCAUCUCUCUAGCCACUUCUUUUGCUUUCCUGCAUGUUUCCAGUAUGAAUUAUCCUGGUGGCCAGGCUCUCACUGAUUUUAAUGAAAUGAUUAUCGCUAAUAAUAUCACUAACGUCACGGUUCACAUGAACGUGCCCGUUUGUAUGACCGGUGUAACUAGAUUUGGUGAGUUGGAUUUUGACAAAUAUGGUAUCAUUUACGAUAAGACUGAAGAUUUGAACGAAUUGAAAGAAAAGUGGAAUACCUUUGAUUAUUUGAUUGAUCAAGAAGGUACUGCUGCCUCUAUCCCAUUCGAAAAACACCCUGAGAAGAACUGGGAACAAGUAUCUUCAGCUCAAAUCUUCAUUGGACUCGAUCCUAGUGUCUUCAAUGGAGUCCUUAAAGAGAACGAAACGCCGUUCGAUUUCAUCUACAGACUCAUCAAGGCAAAUGUAAAUCUUUUCAGUUUCUUCUCUGAUCUAAUCGACAGUGCCUUUUUGAGAGACGACAUCUUUUACACUUACAGAAGAAUUUCUCAUGAUGAAGACCACGCCGAAAGUCAAUAG